AGUAGUCGCAUCGUGGCGGAAAUAGCUUUAGCAUCAGCUAACAACUUGAGCGUGUUUUUUAUUUUUCAUCAUGGACAACACGACAGACGGGACGUGGAAUAGUUUAUCGGUAAAACUCAGUGGCGGAAUCUUACAGACGCUCAAAGAGCUUACAUUCACGCACACGACACCUGUACAGUCUGCUUGCAUUCCUCUCUUCAUGAGCAACAAAGAUGUGGCUGCUGAGGCGGUGACUGGGAGUGGAAAGACUUUGGCUUUCGUCAUUCCUGUUCUGGAAGUUCUGCUCAAGAGAGAAGAGAAGCUUAAGAAGAUGCAGGUGGGUGCGCUGAUCAUCACGCCCACACGUGAGCUGGCCUUCCAGAUCAGUGAAGUCAUGGGACACUUCAUCCAGAAGUUUCCGCAGUUUACGCAGAUGUUAAUGAUUGGUGGCAACAACCCAAUGCAGGACGUGGAGAAGUUCAAGGAAAAAGGGGCCAACAUCAUUAUCGCGACACCCGGCCGUCUGGAAGACAUGUUCCGCAGGAAGUCAGACGGCGUGGACUUGGCCUCCUCGGUGAAAAGCCUCGAUGUUCUGGUACUGGACGAGGCAGACAGACUUCUGGACAUGGGCUUUGAGAACAGUUUGAACGCCAUCUUGGGCUUCCUGCCCAAGCAGCGGCGUACGGGCUUGUUCUCGGCCACUCAGACGCAGGAGCUGGAGAAGCUGGUGCGGGCGGGACUCAGGAACCCCGUACGCGUCACGGUCAAGGAGAAGGGCGUCGCCGCCAGCAACACGCAGAAGACGCCGUCCAGACUGUGCAAUUACUACACGAUCUGUCGCUCGGAGGACAAGUUCAACAAACUGGUGACGUUUGUGAGGCAGCACAAACAGGAGAAGCAGCUGGUCUUCUUCAGCACGUGUGCCUGUGUCGAGUACUACGGCCGCGCCCUGGAGACGCUGGUCAAGAAGGUCGCCGUCCUCUGCAUCCACGGCAAGAUGAAACACAAACGCAACAAGAUCUUUGCAGACUUCAGAGCCCUCAAAAGCGGUAUCCUGGUGUGCACCGACGUCAUGGCCAGGGGCAUCGACAUUCCCGACGUCAACUGGGUGCUGCAGUAUGACCCACCCAGCAGCGCCAGCGCGUUCGUCCACCGAUGCGGGCGCACGGCGAGGAUAGGUAACCAAGGCAACGCUUUGGUGUUCUUGCUGCCAAUGGAGGAGUCGUACGUCAACUUCCUGUCCAUCAACCAGAAAUGCCCGCUGCAAAAGAUGUCCCCCAUAACGGACGUGGUGGACGUGCUGCCGAAAGUGAAGGCCAUGGCGUUGGCUGACCGCGCCAUGUUUGAUAAAGGCAUGCGGGCCUUUGUGUCGUCCGUGCAGGCCUACAACAAACACGAGUGCAGCCUCAUCUUCAGGGUCAAAGAUCUGGACUUUGCCGCGGUGGCUCGCGGCUUUGCUCUCCUGCGCCUGCCAAAGAUGCCGGAACUGCGCGGGAAAACCUUCCCUGACUUCCAGGCGGCGGCGGCGGCGCUGGACACGGAGACUAUCCGGUACAAGGACAAGCAGAGGGAGAAACUGCGGCAGAAGAUGCUGGUGGAGCUCAAGGAGAAGCGCGAGACGAUGGAGCCUAAGAAGAAGCCUCAGAGGAACCAAGCUUGGUCCAAACAGAAAGCAAAGAAGGACCGCAGGAAGAAGAACGCCGCCAAGAGGAAGCACGAGCAGUGCCCCGACGUGGACGACGACGACAUGAAGGAGCUUCUGAACGACACUCGUCUCCUCAAGAGACUGAAGAAUGGACAAAUCUGCGAGGAGGACUUUGAGAAGGGGGUCGCGCGAGACCGUGACUGAGGAAAAGUCGGACACGCUCCCAUCUUACGCCGUUUAAUGAUGUUUAUAAAUAAAGCUUGAUGAGCUCGUCGCUGACGGCCGACGGCGUGAGGACGCCCAGGUCGGUGAAGAGGAGGGUGAUGAGGGAGGGGGGCGUGUAGUCCACCAGCGGGUGUUCCUCGGACAGGUUGGGGAGGUGUUUCAACGUGUCCACUUUGUACUGCCGGGACAGACAACAAACACAACAUGUGAUCUACAAUUCCAAGACUAGAAUGGCACCUCCCCCCACCUUGAACUUAUCCGGCACGUCCUGUUGGUUGAGCGGGUACAGGCGCACGAACUUGAAGCUUUCGGCCACCACGUAGAACGGUUUGUUGUGAGCCUUGGCGCACACCGCCGUCUGGUAGGUGCCAAUCUGUGCCAACGUCAAAACAUCUGUGGACUGACAAAACACGACUACUUCCUGCAACACACCUUGUUGAUGAUCCCGCCGCUCUCCACCACGCCCUCUGCGCCCACGAUGACCUGAUCCACCUUCUCCAGGAUGUACCUUACGCACGCCAGCCAAUUUAUGUCAUAAAGUGUGUCCCCAUA
Nerophis lumbriciformis (worm pipefish) is the source of this 2401-nucleotide messenger RNA. It is a transcript of the gene ddx55, whose product is annotated as DEAD (Asp-Glu-Ala-Asp) box polypeptide 55. The record is from RefSeq and is a predicted model, not a curated record. Gene Ontology annotation, molecular function: nucleic acid binding; ATP binding. Lineage: Eukaryota; Metazoa; Chordata; Actinopteri; Syngnathiformes; Syngnathidae.